CAACCGAUUCCAUCCAGUUCUAAACCUGGUCUCUGGGAGACACCCGAACCAAGAUUCCCCAAACUAAGAAAAAUCUAGUACAGUACAACCGGUCUCUGGUUCCUCUCCGCCACCGGGUGCAGUCGCCAUGGACGACGAUGCGUAUGUGUUCCGUAAUCCAGUGACUGGGGAAUUCGAAAUACGGCGGUCCCCGGGAUCGACCGACGAGCUCCGUCGCCAGACUGCCUCCGCCGACGAGCUCCGUCGCCAGAGAGCCGAGGAAGAGCGCCGUGCCGCUGCGCAGAGCGCUCCCCAGCGCCGUCGCCAGACCGCCUACGCCGAAGAGCGCCGCCGCCAGAGAGCCGCGCGACGCAUAUCUCAUCCCGAGCCGUCCUCUUCCCGUCCAACUGAGAGGUCAGCUAGAAAUCCAGGAGGUGGAACCGCGAUUCAUGUUCGACAAAGUGUUCUAUAUUCAAAUCGGCCAAGGGUAUCUGGAAGCAGACGAGGACGAGAACUAUCACCAAACAAGAUACCGGCUGAGGAGUGUGCUAGGGAGGUUAGCAGCAGUGAGGGGCCUAUAAUUACAGAUCUGCCUGAAUUCAAGGCGGCAGCAUUGAAUGAACUGUCUCCUAAACUUCAGUCGCCCUAUUGGUGCAAUUUGCCUUACACUGACAGCAGUGACUCCGAGUCUGAAACUGUGGAGGACAACCCCGAUGAAGAGUCAGAUUUCGAUUUGGAGAAGGAGCUGCAAAAAUUAGAGGAGUACUUGGAAGCGCAUAGGAGCGACACUAUAAGCGAAGGAAUGGAUAAGAUUUUUGCUGUUGAGCAGGCCACUCUAGCUGCUGAAUUUGAAAACAUGUCAGCUGCUAAGCGUGCCGAUAUAAAAGCUCGAGCUCCCUACUUUGCUAAUAUGUUACCUCCCACAUGGCGUCUAUCUUCGCCAGCUGCUUCAGAAGCCCAGUCACUUCAGGCAACAGAACAGGCUUCAAGUGCUGAACCAUCACCGCAGCAUUUACUACGUCGACAACCAAGGCGUGGAGUUUCCAAGGAAGAGAUCAUUCAAAAUGGAAAAAACUGGAUGAAGAAGGAGGUGAUGCUGGCAUUUGAUGAAUACAAGGAGAGAAGUUCUAAUCUCAAGGGACUUGACUGCCAGUUUGAGAAACUAGACCACCAAUGUUUUCAUGUGGAACAUUAUAGCAAAAUCUUCCACCACUUCAACUUCUUUGUCAAGAUUACAGACCCUAGUUCAAGUGAUUCGAGAGUGGCGCUGUUCUUCGCUGAAGUGAAAGAGAUAUUCGGAAGAACAUACUACUUUUGCUGUCCUCUUGAACAAAAUGAAAAUGGUCGGUGCAAUGCUUGCCAUAACCAGGAAAUGGAUGAUCUGCAGCAUCCAGCUACGGGUGGAUAUGAACGGGGUUUGAUUGAUACUGUGUUCCCUUUCAUGUAUGAGGACGACAGUGAUAGUUCUUGAACGGACUUAGCAUGAUUGUUCUGAACCAAGUAGUCUUAGACACCAGAUGACAAUUUGUUUCAGUUGUUGAAUCAGAAAUAUUCUGUUAUGAGCCCCUGAUACUGAGAUUCUAUGUGAUGCUACUGUUUAUGCGCUGAA
Molecule: messenger RNA, 1588 nt
Organism: Lolium rigidum
Lineage: Eukaryota; Viridiplantae; Streptophyta; Magnoliopsida; Poales; Poaceae
Exons: 8
Coding region: 128-1450 (440 amino acids)
Source: RefSeq, a predicted model, not a curated record